AUCACUGUCGCUUUAUUCAACCACACCAUGUAUGAGCGCAACGAUCUGUAUACGUGUUUAGUUGGCGGAAGUAUUAUCGGAAGGGAGUCUCUUUCGUGAAAAGACAUUCCUGUCUCCUUUCUUGUCGCCUCCCUAGCAUUCUUUUGAUUCGGGCUGGAAGUGGUUCGUAGAUAUCAUCUCCAUAGCAGAAUGUCCCUUUGCCUUUUCAAUACUACCUCCCUAUUUUUUUGGCACAUUCCUAUUUUUUUUUUGCCUUUGACUCUCGGUGCAUUUCCUUCUUCUUAUUUCUCGCUGCUUUCUACCUUGUCCUCAAAUUCUACUCACACUCAUCCGGCCCUUGUUAACGCGAGCUGUAUAUAAAACGUUCACAAAGGGCAAAGCUCUUAGAAAAGAAGGCUCUUUCUCUUUUCUUUUCGUCCGUUUUUCUUGGCAACUACUUAGCGUCAAUUGGUGAGAAUAGCUUCAAAAUGUCGUUUGGAGGCUACAAUCCUGGAGGGUCCUCGGAGCUCCCAUUCUCAAAUCCAGAUACUGCAGGAAUGCGCUCCAGGACCAGCAGUAUUUCUUCGGUCCAUUCAAAUCACGGUACCAACUUAUCGCAGCAACAGCAGCAACAAUCCAGUCCGUACUACAGUCCGUACGGAUCACGUCCAGGAACCCCCGUCGUCGGUGACAGUGAGGGUUACAUUGGUGGGGGCACAGGAUACGGCGCAGGAUACGGCGCAGGUGGGUAUGAUGGCUACGAAUCCGGAUCAUCCUCAUCAGUCCCAGGGUCGCCAUACGCUUCCGAUCCGACUCAACAGCGAAAGCAGCAGCGCAAUGGGUCUUAUCGAAUGAAGACUGCCGGAGCCGGAUACGACUCGCCCACGGCAGGGGUCUCAAACUCGGUCCCUACGUUCUAUGGCCACUCCAGGACACAUAGCAACGCGUCAGAGAUGUCGCUCAACAUCGACACGUCUCUGGAAGGGGGAGUGCACGGACCGGGAGAGGGCAGUCCGUAUUCGCCAGGCCCAGCGUCGCUCUCAAGCGCCUCAUCAUCUCGUCGCGGCAGCUUUUCUGAUAGCGGUGGAGGCGGGUUCUUUAAUCGCAAGGUUGGCAAGACGUUCCGCCCGGAGCCACAUCAUUCGUCGGAAAAUUAUCCUACUGACGACAUGGACAACGGCAACGAUAGCGACGCUCGCUACGGGUCCAAGAAACCGACUGCGAAAAAGGGUGCCAGCUGCAAGGGCGACAUGGGAGGGCGCGUAGGGGUUCGUGAUAUUUUCAACGAUUGGGAUUUAUUGCUCCCCAGUGCAGACCCGUACGCCGAUGGAGAGGAUGAUGACGAGGGGCUGAACGACGAUGAAAAAUGGAAGAAACGACAGCUCUCGAAGAAAGGUUGGGAGAGCCGGAAGGGACAGGUGAUCCUGGUGUCGCUCUUGGCAGCGAUAGCGACCCUUGUACGGAUUUGGAAGCUGGCAGUGCCUGGCGCAGUCGUUUUUGAUGAGCAGCACUUUGGAGGAUUUGCUGCAGAUUAUCUCAAGGGUGAGUUUUUCAUGGAUGUCCAUCCGCCUCUGGGCAAGAUGCUCUAUGCUGCAGUGGCCUACAUGCUCCGGUCCGAUGGCGACUUUGAAUUCGUGCCUGGAAAGUUGUACUCGAGGAAUGUCCCUUAUAUUGGCAUGCGCAUGUUUGCCGUCGCUUGCGGCGUGGGCUUGAUUCCAAUCUCAUACUGGACGGUCAAAAAAUCGGGCCAUUCGACACAAGCUGCCAUGAUCUGCGCCGUUCUUAUCACUUUUGAGAACGCGUUGGUGACGCAAAGCCGCUUUAUCUUACUAGACGCACCCAUGAUGUUGUUCAUGGGUUACACCAUGCUGGCGUGGAUCAACUUUUAUAACUAUCGCAAUCGCCCCUUCACUCGAGGAUGGUGGUUGUGGUUGUUUCAGACAGGCUUCAGUCUUUUUCUCUCCAGCAGUGUCAAGUGGGUUGGGGUUUUCACCAUUGCCACAGUUGGCGUGUGCGUACUUAAGUACCUGCAGGAAUCCAGGACCCAUCUUUACAUUAGCACUCGCGACUUUUCAAAGCAGUUUAUAGCCCUGUUCAUCUGCCUUCUCAUCCUUCCAGCGGUACUCUAUGUUGGUCUGCAUGCUCUGGACUUUAGACUUCUCUCCAAUUCUGGGUCAGGGAAUGCUUGGGUCAGCCCCCAAUUCCAGAUGACUCUGAAAGGACACAGUGUGUUGCCCGUCAUGGCCGAUAUUGCUUGGGAAUCCAAGGUCCACAUUCGUCAUGCGAACACCAACGGCGGAUGGGUUCACACCAUGCCCGGUGAAUACAUUCGUGAUGGAUCCAAAGAUCAAGCAGUUCAGCUCGUGGAAUGGGACGACGACCUGACAUGCUGGCAAGUCCAUCCUGCCGACCUACUUCUUCGCCAAGAGCGCGUCCAGCUCAAUCAGGACAACAGCAAAGUCUCCUUUGUCGAGUUUGAUGGCUAUGUCUACGACGGCGACCAAAUCCGACUCCGUCACUGCUACUCCAAAGUCGCGCUCUCGACUAACGAUAUCGAAUCUGUAGGCUCCAACAAGACUUACUUGAGAGAAGUCCGCGGCAUCCAAUGGGUAAAUCAGCCGACAGAAGAGACCAUAUGGAGAGUGGAACUCGUCCCAGAGGGUCUUGUGCCAGGCCUGGCGGACCAUUAUGGGAAGAUGAACAAGAAUACGCCAGUAGUAGGAGAAACAAAGCGCAAGGACGAACGACCCAAGAUUCUGGGGAGGGAGAUGAAAGAGAGCAGCAGUAAUUCUGCUGCAGGACAAGGUCAAGGUGCCGGUACGAAGAGGGAUCAGAGAAAACAGUGGCAUUCAAUCAAAGGGUUUAGGCUGUGGAAUGAGAAACAGCACUGCUAUCUGCAGUCGCAUAAGGUCUUUAGAGCGCCGUACUCGGCCUACCAGGAAGUAGCUUGCGUCCAAGGUAGUCGCCAGAAGGCGAACACUAUCUUCAUCGUCGACCAAAACGCGAAUCCUCGCCUGCCCACAUCGACGCCUUCGCUCUCGUACCAGCCACUCUCGUUUUUCCAAAAGUUCCUCGAGCUGAACCGCGUUAUGUGGUGGACCCACCAUGAUUUGAGUGCACCUGUCAACGGAGACGACCACUCUAGCGGCCAGCCCAAGGUUUCGGACGAGUCGCAUCCCUGGAGCUGGCCAUUUAUGAAGCGAGGCAUAAACUAUUAUAGCAGCAGGGAGACCAAUCACUAUGUACACUUCAUGGGCAACCCCCUUCUCUGGUGGACGGCCACUGCUGCUGUUGGGCUGUACAUGCUGAGCUGCCUCUGGAGUGUCAUUAAGUAUCUCAAGGGCAAGCAUGAGUCCAAGCUCGAACGUGAUCGCUUUGGUAUUACUCCGUUCUACGCGGUCGCCUCGGGGACCUUCUAUGCUGGAUGGGUGAUACAUUACAUUCCCUUCUUCUUCAUGUCCCGUCAAGUCUACCUGCACCACUAUCUCCCGGCCCUCUACUUCUCGAUACUUCUUCUUGUCUCACGACUCGAUCGAGCCUGGCAACGCUGGCCGGCUCGUCUCCGCUACUUGACUGGUAUCGGAAUCAUGGCUGCCGUCAUUCUCUCCUGGUAUAGUUUUGCGCCCCUUGUCUAUGGCACCGAUUUCAGAUCUCGUGCCCAGUGCGAGAAGCUGAAGGCCUUAGGUGGAUGGGAAUUUACAUGUCAGAGGAGUGACCUUGUGUGGGCACGUCCGGACUCUGCGGCGGCGAGGAUGGCAGAACAAGCAGCGCUCGCAGAGGCGAAUGCGAAGAGAAAUCGACAGGGAGAUAUGGAUGGGGAUGAUGGCAUAGAAAACUAUUUUUAUGAUGAUAAAGUAGAGCAGCAUAUAUCUGGCACUGUGGACGAAAGCGAUCAGCAGCAAUAGCAGCAGCAGCAACAGAAACGCGAGCGUGAGGAGCAGGAGCGGCGCCAGAGAGAGGAAAAUGAGAAACAUCAGAAAGAGGAGAACGAAAAGCUGCAGCGUCGGGAAUCGACGCGGGAAGAGCCCGAGGAGCAUGUGCGGAUACUCGAGGCUCAGCUGCGGCAACAGCAACAGAAGACUGGACAAUAAUCGCCAACCUGGAUAUUCUAUGUGGCCAGCUACGCGUUUAUGUAUCAGGUUCGACCGAGAAUCUCAUAAUAAAACCAAUGUUGCUUUUCAGACA
Molecule: messenger RNA, 4164 nt
Organism: Gamsiella multidivaricata
Lineage: Eukaryota; Fungi; Mortierellomycota; Mortierellomycetes; Mortierellales; Mortierellaceae
Product: Dolichyl-phosphate-mannose-protein mannosyltransferase-domain-containing protein
Exons: 10
Coding region: 468-3884 (1138 amino acids)
Biological process (GO): protein O-linked glycosylation via mannose
Cellular component (GO): membrane; endoplasmic reticulum
Molecular function (GO): dolichyl-phosphate-mannose-protein mannosyltransferase activity
Source: RefSeq, a predicted model, not a curated record